CAGAAAGGGCUAGGAGCUGAUUUGUGAAGGAGCUUCCCAAGAUGAGCCCAGCUCUGGGUAACACUGUAUCUUCUCUGCAGAGAAGUGGAACAUUUAUCAACACUUUAAUUGCUGCUUUGACUAUCUGUGGGCAACAACUCUUCUCCUCUUUCACAUUCAGUUGUCCCUGUCAAGUUGGGAAAAAUUUCUACUAUGGUUCUGCUUUUCUGAUCAUUCCUGCCUUAAUCCUUCUGGUUGCCGGCUUUGCUCUGAGAAGCCAGACGUGGACAAUCACCAGUGAAUACUGCUGCAGCUGUGUCCCUCAGCUCCGGAGAAUCAGCCUCCUGGAGCGCAGGCUGGCUUGCCUUCACUUCUUCAGCAUCACCGGAAGGGCACUUGUUGCUCCAUUAACGUGGCUGGCGGUGACCCUGCUGACAGGCACGUACUACGAAUGUGCGGCAAGUGAAUUCGUAUCUGUGGGCCGUUACCGAGCGUUUGACAAUAUUAGUGCCGGCGAACGCCAAGAGAUCCUAGCCGGGUUUCCGUGCUGCAGAUCAGUUCCAUCCAAUAUGAUCCUGGUCAGAGAUGAAGUAGCUCUUCUACACAGAUACCAGUCACAGAUGCUGGGCUGGAUUCUGAUCACCUUGGCAACCAUCACUGCCCUAGUCUCCUAUUCUUUGGCGAGGUGCUGCUCACCCCUCACCUCCCUGCAGCAUCGCUACUGGACCAACCACCUCCACAAUGAGAGGGAACUCUUUGAACAAGCCGCAGCACAGCAUUCACGGCUGCUCAUCCUGCAGCGCAUAAAGAAGCUAUUUGGCUUCAUUCCUGGAAACGAAGAUGUCAGACACAUCCAUAUUCCUUCAUGUCAGGACUGGAGAGAGAUGUCAGUCCCCAGCUUUCUCUGCAUGGGUAAUGACGUGCAAGGUAACUACAGCUUCCUUGGAGGUAGGGUGGAUGAGGAUAAUGAGGAAGGCAGAUCAGGAGAUAUUGAAUUAAAAUCUUAAUCAUAGCACCUUUCACAAUUCAAAUAUUUUAUUUUUAUAAGGACAGAGUUUCCAUGUAAUCCCUUCAGCUUUUUCUCUCUCUUCUGAUAUUUGUUUAUGUCAGUUCAUCUGAAAUGCUAUUUCCAAAAUCAAUUUAUCUGAUCAUGGUAACAAUUUCUUGUUUUGAAAUUUCAUUGAUGGUCUUGUAGUGCAUAUAUUGGUCUGAUUUUUUUUUACAAAUAUGAAAAUUGUAGUCAUAUCAAAAUUUGGAUCCUAGUUUUGUUACUUAGUAGCUGUGCAAAAAUGAAUAUCUUCGAGUGCUAUUUUGUAUCUGCAUUCAGAUAGCAGCUACUUCAGAGAUUUGUGAGGACGUAUAUGACAAUUAGAUAAUACAAGCUAAGUACUCAGCACAGUGCCUUUCACAAAAUAAGUGCUUAUAAAUGUUAUUUUUGCCCUUCCUCUUUGCAUUGCUUGUCUUUUAUCAUUAUUUUCUCCAUGUCUAAGUUUUUUUUAAAAUUUUCUACCUCUGUAUAAUACCCAGCGACUUUUCACUGCUUCUUCCUCUUUCUUCAAGCUUAAAUAUCUGACCUUUGAGAAUCAAGAUUAAAAAAAAAACCAAAAAUCCUUUCUAAAUUGUUACCAUGUAGGGGGGAAGCCCAGGCAAGAAGGUCUUGAGUCAUCUUGCCAUACCCAAGGAAAGAUGGACACAUAUUGUAUCCUCACUGGUGUCAAAUGUUAUUUGUGGCACCUCCAUAGUGGAAACAUUUUUAAAGGUAUGAUAUAGAAAGUUUAUUCUAGAAAGUUCCCCCUGUGUUCCACUACCAGGACACUAUCUAUGUCUUUUUGUUAUCACACCUUUGUACUCAAAAUCCAUUUUAGGAAGGAAGGCUGUAAGCUAUGUUUGUAGAUCCAUUAUCUAAACUCUAAAAGGGAAGACCUACCUAAAAUUUCACUUCUUAUAUUUGACAGUUUUCUAUUUUAUCUUCAUUAUUUCUGAUAUAUGUAUAGUCUCAUGCCUGAUUUUUGCCACAUUCACUUGAACAACUGGUUCAUUGGUCAAAAUAAGCAAAGUGAGGGUUUUCCUUUAUCUUUUAAACAAAAUAAUGGCUACUUACUGGGCAAUGGACCAACUGCCAGUAGUCAAGGUGACUUUCAAGAUUCAUUUUCAAGGAGACCAGAGAAUUUGACCAUCUAAAAUGCAAUCACUUACCUGGCAAUCUUACAGUCAUGAAAGGGUCCAUUUUGUGUGAAAUUAUGGGUCUUUCAAAUUUAAUAGAAACAAUAAAGAUGAACAUUAAGAAGAUUUUUAUUAUUUUUUAACCAAUAAGAGAUACACAGUAUAGUAGUUUGCCAGGACAGGAGACCUGUUCCUCCCCCUCCAUCACUUACUGAGCAAAUUGGUUAGCCUCUCUGGAAUUCAGCUGUUGCAUCUGUAAAUUGGGAUAGUGAUACCUUAUCUGCUGGAAGGGAAGGAACUGAACCAAGCGAAUUCUUGAGGUCCUUUCUAAGUCUAAUAAGAUGUUUACAUGUAUACAGGCGAAUAAGUGUACAAUCUUCUGGAGCACUAGUAGCUUAGGUUGUUUCUAUUGAAAGGAAAAUAUCACUGAAUUUGGUUCUGAGCUUUCUUCUCUAGACAUUCACUGGCAUUCCACUUAAAAAAAAAAAAAAGUUAGUGUACUGAUUUUUUCAAGUGGCCGAGAAAAGUUAUUCCACUUAUCUAAUUCUGUAUACAAUUCUGAUAUGACAUGACAAGAGGGAUCUUUAAAAAAUAGAAAUAAGUACGGAAGUAGGGUCUUGGUCUGCUCUGAUAUAAAUAAGCUGUGUAAUUAUGGAAUUGGUGCUUUCAAACUGUGGUGCUGGAGAAGACUCUUGAGGGUCCCUUGGACUGCAAGGAGAUCAAACCAGUCAAUCCUAAA
Molecule: messenger RNA, 2881 nt
Organism: Capra hircus (goat)
Lineage: Eukaryota; Metazoa; Chordata; Mammalia; Artiodactyla; Bovidae
Gene: CALHM4
Product: family with sequence similarity 26 member D
Exons: 2
Coding region: 42-986 (314 amino acids)
Molecular function (GO): monoatomic cation channel activity
Source: RefSeq, a predicted model, not a curated record